Molecule: messenger RNA, 702 nt
Organism: Dracunculus medinensis (Guinea worm)
Lineage: Eukaryota; Metazoa; Nematoda; Chromadorea; Rhabditida; Dracunculidae
Source: the annotation of a GenBank genome assembly
AUGUAUUUUGGAAAAGAUUCUGAUGCCGGUCAUAUGCAGUAUCGCAAAGGUACAACAACAUUAGCAUUUCUUUAUGAACCGCUGACAACAAAUGAUGUCGGUGGUAUAAUUGUUGCCGCUGAUUCUCGAGCAACGUCAAAAAGUUGCAUGAAAAUUCUUGACGUAUCUGAUAGAAUAGUUGCCACAAUGGCUGGUAGUGCGGCUGAUUGCCAGUUUUGGACUCGUAUUGUCGCCAAAUAUUGCAAGUUAUAUGAACUGCGUGAGAAAACAGCAAUCACAGUGGCCGCAGCUAGCAAAUAUUUCUCGAACGUGCUAUAUUCGUAUCGUAGUUAUAAUCUACAGAUCAGUUCUAUGGUGGCUGGAUAUGAUAAAAGGGGAUCAGCAAUUUUUAUGGUCAAUAGUGAAGGUCAGCGGGUACAGCUAGAUAUUUGCAGUGUUGGAUCGGGAUCACUGGACGCAUAUGGUGUUCUCGAUAAUUUCUAUAAGAAGAAAAUGAGCGAUGACGAAGCUGUAAAAUUAGCUCGACGAGCAAUUACACUUGCGGCAUAUCGUGAUAGCGGCUCUGGUGGAUUUUGCAAUAUGGUUCAUAUAACUCCAGAAAGAAUAAUUCGAUUCCCAUCUUUGGAUGUGUCUCAGUUGUUUUGCGAAUUCGCGGAUGAAAUCGGCCGCGAUAUUGUUUAUGAGCCUAGAGACGAUAAUUAA